CUAAGCGCGUAUUUCACAACCUCUCUACUUUCUUCCUCCUUCUUCUCUCUCUCUUUCAUGGAGCCUACCUUCUCUACUUCCUCUUCCUUUCUUCUUCCAAUCACUCUCACCUUAUUUUAAUUUCCUCUUUCUCUCUCCUCUUUAUAACACUAAAUUCUUCAUCUCCAACUUUCAAAAAAAAAAAAAGAAAAAAAAGUCUGCGCUGAAUUAAUCUUAUCUCUCAAUUGAUUUUUUCGUUUCAAUGGAGGAUGAAAAAGAAGCAAAAUUAAUCAACAAAUUAAUCGAUAGAAUCAAUGAAAUUGCUUCAAUUUCAGAUUAUCGACCUCCUGUUAAGAAACAGUACUGUAAUUUAGCUCGAAGAUUGAAGCUUUUAACUCCAAUGUUCGAGGAAAUUAAGGAGAGUAAAGAGCCGUUAUCUGAUGAUGUUCUUAUAAAUCUUGUUUCGUUUGAUGAUUCGCUUAAUCAAGCUCUUGAUUCUCUUCGAUUUGGUUCUAUUGGCAGCAAAAUUUAUCUGGCCCUUGAGAGAGAGCGGAUUAUGACGACAUUCUAUGAAGUGACAUCGAAUUUGGAGCAAGCUCUGGAUGGACUACUCUCCGAGAAACUUGACAUCUCUGACGAAGUAAAGGAACAGGUUGAGCUCGUUGUUACUCAGUUUAGAAGAGCCAAGGGUAGAGUUGAUGCACCUGAUGAAGAGCUCUAUGAGGAUCUAAUAUCUCUAUACAACAGCAGCAAUGACACAGCUAUUGAUCCUGUUGUACUGAAGAGAGUUGCUGAAAAGCUGCAUCUGAUGAAGCUUGAUGAUCUGACACAAGAGUCUGUGGCUAUCACCGAGAUGGUUUCUGCAACCGAUGAAGAUUCUGAUGAGAGAAUAGAGAAGAUGUGCAAUCUACUAAAGAAAAUCAAGGAUUUUGUUCAGACGGAGAACCCUGAUUUGGGAACUUCUGCAGGAGAGAAGAAUCUCUCAUCAGGUUGUGCUGGACAAACAUCUGCUGAUGGGAGUCCAAAGUCUCUUGUUAUACCAGAUGAUUUUCGCUGCCCAAUCUCAUUGGAGCUGAUGAAAGAUCCUGUUAUUGUUUCAACUGGGCAGACUUAUGAACGUUCGUGCAUUGAGAAGUGGAUAGGGGCAGGUCAUAAUACAUGCCCCAAAACACAACAAUCCCUCCAAAAUUCUUCGCUCACCCCCAACUAUGUCUUGCGAAGCCUUAUAGCCCAGUGGUGUGAAGCAAAUGGGGUGGAACUUCCCAGGCGGUCAAGCAGUUCUAACCCCAGCAAAACUGCAUCAGCUUGUUCAGCUGCAGAACGUUCCAAGAUUGACGAACUUCUCCGUAAGCUCCACUCAGGCAAUCCUGACGAUCAGCGAUCUGCGGCCGGUGAAAUCCGCCUUCUCGCAAAGCGAAAUGCUGAUAAUCGUGUGGCCAUUGCUGAAGCUGGAGCCAUUCCACUUCUUGUGGAGCUGCUUUCAACACUUGAUUCACGCACCCAGGAGCAUGCCGUAACUGCUCUUCUUAACCUCUCAAUUUGUGAUGACAACAAAGGAAGCAUAAUCAAUUCGGGGGCAGUGCCUGGCAUAGUUCAUGUGCUGAAGAAAGGUAGCAUGGAAGCAAGAGAAAAUGCAGCUGCUACACUUUUUAGUCUCUCAGUUGUGGAUGAAAAUAAGGUCACAAUUGGUGCUUUAGGUGCGAUACCUCCUCUUGUAAUGUUGCUGAGUGAGGGUACCCAAAGAGGAAAGAAAGAUGCUGCCACUGCACUUUUCAACCUAUGCAUUUACCAAGGAAAUAAAGGCAAGGCAGUAAGAGCUGGAAUUAUUCCCACAUUAAUGAGGUUAUUGACAGACACUGGAGGUGGCAUGUUAGACGAGGCCCUGGCUAUUCUGGCUAUACUAGCUAGCCACACCGAAGGUAAAGCAGCCAUUGGAUCUGCAGAUGCAUUACCGGUUUUGGUAGACGUAAUUGCAAAUGGAUCACCCAGAAACAAAGAAAAUGCUGCUGCAGUUUUAGUCCAUCUUUGUUCAGGGGAUCCAACCUAUUUAGCAUCAGCCCAGGAGCUCGGAAUUAUGAGCCAUUUGCUCGAGAUGACACAGAAUGGCACCGAUAGAGGAAAGAGAAAGGCCCAGCAAUUACUUGAUAGAAUAAACCGGUUACUUGAGCAGCAAAAGCAGGCUCAGGCUCAGGCGCAGGCACAUGCACAAGUCGAAGCUCAAGGGCAUGCACCUGAUACUGCUGAGGACUGAAAGGUCUUUGGUUUUCUUGAUUUUGUAACUUUUUCUAUAUGAAGUAUAGUUUAUUUUUUAUUAUAAUUUAAGGGAAAGAGGGUGGGAGGGCCUUUUAUUGAUCUGCAGGGAGGUGGAAGUCACAUUCCUGUGAGUGUAGUUCAUUAUUUUUGGCAUUCUGUGGCUUUUUUUUUGUUUUUUGGGGAGUGAGGGUGAGAAAAGGAUAUCUUAUAUCUUCACAUGAGGCACAGAAAGACAUAGUACAAGAAAAGAAAGAAUUGGCAUGUCAUUAAGACAUGUCUGUUGAAAUGUAACAUUGUAAAAUUCAUAUCAACUCUAAUUAUCCUCACUUUUAUCAAAGGAUACAACUUUCUUCUGUGCUUUGA
Molecule: messenger RNA, 2595 nt
Organism: Beta vulgaris subsp. vulgaris (sugar beet)
Lineage: Eukaryota; Viridiplantae; Streptophyta; Magnoliopsida; Caryophyllales; Amaranthaceae
Product: U-box domain-containing protein 13
Exons: 4
Coding region: 242-2230 (662 amino acids)
Biological process (GO): protein ubiquitination; cell surface receptor signaling pathway
Cellular component (GO): cytoplasm; nucleus
Molecular function (GO): protein binding; ubiquitin-protein transferase activity
Source: RefSeq, a predicted model, not a curated record